Pelmatolapia mariae (spotted tilapia) is the source of this 6212-nucleotide messenger RNA. RefSeq names its product switching B cell complex subunit SWAP70b (gene swap70b). The transcript is spliced from 12 exons. The record is from RefSeq and is a predicted model, not a curated record. The coding region runs from base 85 to 1842 and encodes 585 amino acids. Gene Ontology annotation, molecular function: calcium ion binding. Gene Ontology annotation, cellular component: cytoplasm; nucleus. NCBI's taxonomy places the organism in Eukaryota, Metazoa, Chordata, Actinopteri, Cichliformes, Cichlidae.
GUGACACACACAAAGUCGGAGAGGAGAGGAGAGAAGUAAGAGGAAAAAAGUACUGGAGAAGAAGACGAGGUAUAUUCCACCGAUAUGGCCUUGCGCGAUGAACUUUUAAAGUCCAUUUGGCACGCCUUCACAGCGCUGGAUGUGGACAAAAGCGGGAAAGUCUCUAAAUCUCAGCUGAAGGUGCUGUCCCACAACUUGUGUACAGUGAUGAACAUUCCCCAUGACCCGGUGGCUCUGGAGGAGCACUUCAAAGAUGAUGACGAGGGUCCUGUCUCCAACCAGGGAUACAUGCCAUACCUGAACAAGUUCAUUCUGGAUAAGGUGAAGGAUAACUUUAACCGUCAGGACUUCAACAAAAUGUGCUGGACGUUGUCGUAUAGGAAGAACCUGGAGCAGAAUGAGCUGAAGAUCUGUAACGAUGACGCCUUCAAGAUCUGGUGCAUCUUCAACUUCCUGUCUGAAGACAGAUACCCACUGAUCAUCGUCACUGAGGAGAUUGAGUACUUCUUGCGUAAGUUGACAGAGGCGAUGGGGGGAAGCUGGGUGGAGGAGCGCUUCGAGGACUAUAAGCUGCAGCUGAACUCAAAGCAGCAGUGUCUGAAUGCAUGGGAGCUCAUCAGACUAGUUGGGUCGGGUCACUUCAGUAAGGGCAUGGACCAUCAGACGCUCUCCAUGGGAAUCGGUGAAGUCUACCAGGAACUCAUUCUUGACGUGCUCAAACAGGGCUAUAUGAUGAAGAAAGGGCACAAGAGAAAGAACUGGACGGAGCGCUGGUUUGUGCUGAAGCCAAACACAAUCUCAUACUAUGUUGGUGAAGACUUGGCUGAAAAGAAAGGAGACAUCUUGUUGGAUGGAAACUGCAGUGUGGAGCAUUUACAAGAUAAAGAGGGAAAGAAGUGCCUCUUCCUCAUCAAGUCAUCACAAAAAAGCUUUGAAAUCAGUGCAUCAGACAAGAAGAAGAAGCAGGAGUGGAUCCAAGCUGUUCAGAACUGCGUGACUCUGCUGCGUCAGGGCAGACCAGCGCCGCACCGCGAGGCUCGACAGAAGCGCAGAGAGCUGCGGCUGAAACAGCAGGCUGAACAGGAAGAACUGGAGCUGAGGAUGAGGGAGCUACAGACAGCCAAUGAGGCCAAGCAGCAUGAACUGGAAAAUAUGAGGAAGGCUCUGGAGGAGGCAGCAGCUAACGCAGCAGAAGAAGAAAAAAGACGCCUUCAGACUCAAACUGAGCUCCAGGACCGCUACAGGAGGGACCUGGAGAGAGAGAAACUGGUGCGGCAGCAGAUUGAGAAAAACCUGGCUGAGAAGUCCACUGAGCUGGAGCAGUACCUGCAGAGGGUCAAUGAGCUGGAAGACAUGUAUCGCCAACUGGAGCACGCUUUGGAAGACGAGAGGCGUGCCAGACAGGAUGAGGAAACCAUCCGUAAGCUGCAGACACGAUUACUGGAGGAGGAGGCCAAGAAGAGAGCAGAGUUGGAGCAGAUCCAUUUGCAGCAGAAGCAGGCCAUCUCCGUCACGGUGGCUGAGAAAGAGGAACUGGAGAAGGAGCGUCUGGCCAAGGAGAGCGCCCUGCAAGCUGCAAUGAAGCAACUGGAGCAGCUGGAGCUGGAGAGGCAGGGGGCGCUGGAGCAGUAUGAGACUGUAAAGAAGAAGCUGGAAACUGCGACCAACAACACCAAGACCUGGAAGCACAAAGUGGCUGAACAUGAGGGGUUGUUACGGCUCAUUCAACCAGGUGCCAAGGGGCAGCAGAACAUCACAAACUGGGGCCCUGCAGCCUUUUCUGAAGCAGAGCUCAGUCUGAGGGAGAAACAAUGGCAGGAGAUGAAGAACCAGGCAACUUAAGCUCAGUAAAGCUGCUGUAAACCAUUAUCAUAACCUUAAACAUGUUUAACUAACAAGGGAAAGAUGAGACAGGCCUGCUGGGAUGUACUGGAACGUCUCUGAUGAAGCAUAUCUUUGCCGGGAUAAAAAGGCAUUUUAUAAUAAGGUGGCAUUAACUAAUCAAUAAAUCUCCCGUUACCCUGUAGGAAGCACAGAUAGAACUGAUAAACUUGACUGCGUUAUUGUUGGCCACCACUGAUUAUCUCUAAAACCACCAAGAAAAAGUCACCUCAUAAUUUAGGGAAUGGGAUUUAAAAUGAUAAUUAUUGCAAAAUAAUCUUUCCUCAGUAGAAAUAUGAGACAUAAUCAGCACAAAAUCAAUAGAAUGCAUUCGGUUUAUAUUUUUGACACACAACGUGACAGGCCAGUGACAAUGGGAGUAGUGCCAAACCAAACCAGUGACUAUGACAACAAACACGGUCCACGGCUCAAAAGACGAAGACGUUGUUGAACAGAGGGAUCCAAAGAAUUCAGUAUUGUGGAGUUUUGUAGCUGUUCAACAUAGGAGUGGAAUAUCAUGCACUGCAGAUACUGCACAUACGUGCCUUUGUUGAAACAUCCUUUCACACAAAGGCGCGUAACUCCACAAAAUUGUUUUUGCCGUCCUUGCAAAGUACAAAACUGACAGUUUCUCUGCAAGAUUUUACAGUCCCAGAUACUUGUGUACAUUUUAUUGUAAAAGAAAUGAUGCCAGUAAGGACAGUGGCUGCUUAAAGUAACUGGCCCUCCUUAACAACUCCCUUGCCGUAAGCAUUUCUCUCAGACAGGUGCAGGCACGUGUCGGACAUGCGAUCCACAUGAGUGCAAUUUUACCAAAAUGUCAGCAAAACCCACAUCAAACCACAGACGUCCAUAGAUUAUGUGUAAUGAUGAGAACUGACACAGGAAAAAAGUAUCAAACACAUGAAGAAAGCGAGGCGCAAAAGGGAAUGGAAAGUCAUGACACCAGCUGAAAUCUAUCAGUAAUUAGAAAAUAAUCCUGACGCUUAGUGCAAAUUAAUAUCAGCUGGUUCAGUCCCAACUGACAGCUUAUAAAAAGGUGUCUCAUUACCAGUGUGUCACAGAAGAGACAUCUUAUGAUGGGGAAAACUAAUGAGCUCUCUCAAGACCUUCACAACCUUAUUGUUGGAAAACAUACUGAUGGCAUCAGUUACAGAAUUUUUAAAAUACUGAAGAUUGCAGUGAGCACUGUUGGAGCCAUAAUCCAGAGGUGAAAAGAACAUUUUUCACCAUAAAAAUGACCACUACCAGGUGCUCCCCGCAAGAUUUCAGACAGAGGAGUGGAAAGAAUUAUCAGAAGAGUUGCCCCAGAGCCAAGGAGUACUUGUGGAGAGCUACAGAAAGACCUGGAAUCAGCAGAAGGCACUGCAUAUCACCCCCAGAACACCAUACCAACAGUGAAGGUUGGAGGUGGGAUGAUCAUAUGUGUGGCUGUUUUUCAGCAUACACCACUGGCACACUUCAUAUUAUUGAAGGAAGGAUAAAUGGAAAAAUGUACUGAGACAUUCCUGAUAUAAAUCUGCUGCCAUCUACCAGGAUGAUGAAGAUGAAACGCUUCAGCAAGACGAUAUUCCCAAACACACAGCCAAGGAAACUCUCAAUUGGUUUCAGCAAAAGAAAAUAAAGCUGUAAGAAUGGCUCAGCCAAUCAUCUGACCUGAAUCCAACUGAAAAUGUAUCGGAAGAACUAAAUUUAAUAGUUUAUAGAAAUGGUUUGUGGAAUCAGGAUUUGAAGAUGUUUGUGUGGAAGACUGGGCCAAAAUCACACCUGAGCAAUUUUGAAGCUGUUAUCACCAACAAAGGUUUUUGUACCAAGUAUUAAAUGACUCUAUAUCAAAUUUAUAAAUUAAAUUAUAUAAAUUAAUUUUUAAAAAUUCAAUAAGCGUGUUCAAUACUUUUCUGCUGUGUCAUAUUUCAUACUGGCACAUCAUUUUUGGACAUCUAUGGUUUGAGUUCCUUGCAUGUGUGGAUUGGAUGGGUUGUUACAGACAUCUGGAGAGUUCGUGUCAAUAGCGCCUUUAGAGAUAAUUGGUGAUGCCUUCAAUACUUGUUUUACCUGCUGUAUACAGAAUGUUUAUUGGGUUUUUGCCUAUUUCUCUUGCUUGGGGGUUAUUUGCAAACCAUUUAAAACUGUUACUCGUCAGAAAACGGUGUAGUUCCUUGUGAUUUUUUUUUUUUUUUUUUUUUUUAAAUUAAUAUCUACAUCAUUUGUUUCGAACUGACCAUAAUCAUAAUUUAGUUUUCCAUUUUGUGUUUGUGUGUAACACUGAAGCUUUUGUCCGGUCAGAAUUAAGAAGUUAGAAUUAGAAUAAUGAGGGAGAGAUAAAAUAUACACAAAUAUUUAUCAUGUUCAGCUUUUCUAUUAAAAUACAAAAUCACGUAACAAGGCAAAAAGUAUUUUUAGAUCAGCCUUUGGCCUAUCCCAGCUGUCAGUGUGAGCGGUAGGGAAGAACGUGCAAACUGCAGCCAGUGGAUUUGAAGCCAGGUCCUUUGUGCUGUCAGGUGACAGCAGCAUGUAAAUGUUACCUGUUUUACUGAAUGGAAGUGACGGCACCUGGAACAUUUACUCCUUUGAGUUUUUAACUGUGUUGAUGUUAGUCACAUGCAAGUGUAAGACCAAGUAUUUUUUCUUCUACUGAAUUGUAAAGAUAAAGUUGAAAGAGAAUUUAUAAGCAGGCAUGAACCAUAGAACAACAAAAAAAAAUAAUAACCUGAAAUAGUGCAUUUGCUCUCAGUUUUCCAAUAUUUAUCCGGCAUUUGUAUGAUUGUGGAAGAUGACUUUGAACUAUCUGAUCUCCUAUAGGACCAAUGGGAACAUUACCAGUUACCUUUAUACAAACUUAAUAAAAAGCAGAUUUCUUAGAAGUUAACAGUGGUCAGUGCCUGCUGUCUGUAAAAGCAGACCAUAGUCAAAAUAGACCCGAGCUAACAAUAUACAUGAUUUGAAAUUGGUUUUAAGACAUGCAGCUUUAUUAAAAAAAACAAAAAAACAAAAAAAAAACAGUUUUAUUUCAACAUGUUUCAUGGAUGGAGAACUGUAAAGUAAUAUGGUCAUUUCAGGCAGCUAAUUUCUGUGUUUGCUUUUGGUUUGACUCUAGGAAAAACAAACUCUUCAUGUAAAACGUGUUUUUGGUCAAAUAUACCCAUAUGGAAAAGAUAUAUAUAAAUCUUAUAAAGUUUGUAUCUGUCUUGUGUGGAACUUGUAUGAAAAGCAUACAAGAGUGAAAACAGAUAUAAGAUCCCUUGAAAAAUUAUAUAAUGAAACUUGUAUGUUUUGGAUACUUACUAAAACAAUAUAUGAAAGUAAUGAGAAAGUGGCCACUUUCAUGAGUAAAUCAUGUAAGUUUUUACUAUUUCUUUUCCAUAUGGGUAGUCCCCCGGUAUAAUUUUUUUUCUUUUUCUUUCCUGAAUCUCUGCAAAGGAGGUGGAGAGUAUAAAUUUAGCAUGACCCACAAAAACACAAUAACCUCAUUAACAGGAAAUACACAAAGAUGAAACACAAUGAAACUAGCCUUUAAGCCACGAGUAUAAACAAUGUGCACACCAGUGCUUUGUACCGUUUUUCUUCUUCCAGUUUGUCUCUACUGUAUCCAUGAUAUGCACUACUUUUGAUCAGAGUCUGACCCGUCUAACAAGAAUUAGCCAAAAUGUAUUUCAGGUUUUUUGUUUUAAUCCUUUUAAAGAAGCAGAAACUACUAAAACUGCUAAAAACUACUCUACAAACUAGUCUCCUUAAGAUCAUUUUUACAUUAAAAUUUAAGUGUUUGUACAUAUUUAGUGGGCUUUAUGUUUUAACAAUGUUAUCUUCAAAAGAAUGUAAACUAUCAUGUACAAUUCACUAAAUGUUUUAUCGUCAAAGAGCUAUUUUCAAUACUUUGUUUCAUCAAGAUUGAUUUCUAAGUGACUCUGGAACAUUUCUUGUUCCUGAAUAUUGUCAGUAGGAUUAUUUUGCUGAAGUCUAACUUCCAGCACAGAUGCUAACCAGUGACUUUGAUACUGUAAAAAUUGAAAAUUGUGAUUUUUUUUUUUUAAAAAAUAUAAAUAUAUGUAAAAAGCUCAAGACUGAACCAUAUAAUAAAUCACAUCUUGAAAAACUGACUUUUUUUUUUCUAACACCGUAAGAGUUACAAUGAUCCAUUUAACAAGCUUCUUCCACUUAUCGAAUUCAGGAAUGGGGCUCUUGCUCUGAGCAAGGCAGACGAUGUGUAUCUACUAAUCUACAGGUAACAUUAGAUGGAAAGAUAUUUGACCUAAAGGCAUUUAAAUAAGGUAAUGUGCUAUUUAUCCUAAGUUGAGAAGUGGGAGCAUAUAAACAUGAAAGACUAACAAAAU